Molecule: messenger RNA, 3097 nt
Organism: Anguilla rostrata (American eel)
Lineage: Eukaryota; Metazoa; Chordata; Actinopteri; Anguilliformes; Anguillidae
Gene: frrs1a
Product: ferric-chelate reductase 1a
Exons: 16
Coding region: 167-1954 (595 amino acids)
Cellular component (GO): membrane
Source: RefSeq, a predicted model, not a curated record
CCUACGGUUAGCGAACAACCAAAGAUACUUCCCCUAAGGGGAAGUGUCUUUGGUACAAGUCUUAUCGACAUCUUACGACAGUCCACAGAUAAAAUGCACAUUCGAACUCUUCCAGUCAGUCACCGAGGGCAGUCAAGUGGGAUAAUAAGCAGCAGUGUGGUCUCAGAUGGAUCUGAGACUGUGGAGUCUCCUGUUGGCGGCUGUGUGUGGGGUGACAGUUGAAGGUUUUAAGAAUGGAAAAGUUACUGCAGCCUGCGACAGCAUGGUACCCCUACACGAUCAGCAUUCACCUUCCGUUCAACCUUCCAGCCCCUACAUGGUGACAGUGGAUAAGAGCAAAUUCAGUCCUGGAGAUAAAAUAAAAGUAAGCAUUCUUCCAUCUGGGUCUGGUGCCAAGUACUUUGAAGGUUUUCUGCUCGAAGCUCGGGAUGCCGGACACCUGGAUGGUCCUGCGGUGGGGUCAUUUGACCUUGUCGAUCUCACUAUUUCACAGCUUUUGAACUGUGGAAACAUACAGGGAUCAGCGGUGAGUCACACAAGUAAAACCAAAAAAACAGAAGUCCAGGUUAUCUGGAAUGCACCGAAAGACUCUCCUCCCAGUGUUCAGUUUCUGGCAACAGUGGUUCAGCACUACAGCACCUUCUGGGUAAAGAUCCCUGCACCAGUGGUAUCCCAGAACGGUGUUACUCCUCUCCCAACUCGACCCACCAUGACGGUGGAGACUACUACACCCUCUGUCUUUCCCAAACCAUUUAGCUCGGAGGGGUGUGGCAGCAAGAAGUCGUGCCUCCGGGGCCCUGUUGGAUGUCAUCCAGAGACAGACCCAGAUUGCUUCUUCCUCUCUUUUGCUCCUGUGGCCCACAGUGUGGUUUUUGAGCUCAGUGGGCCAGCAGAGGGAUAUGUGGCUUUUGCGUUGUCACUGGACAAGUGGAUGGGUAAUGAUGAUGUCUAUCAAUGUGUGAGGAAUGGGGACCGUGUUGAUAUUGAAGCAGCUUAUGUCAAAGGGCGGACACACCCAGAGGGGGCUUCAGGGAGCGGAAUAAGCGAUGCUGCGUGGAGGCUGGCUGAUGGGAUCAUCCAGUGUAGGUUUCGCAGAGAGGUUCGCAUCCCCCAGGACCACCGCAGAUUUGAUCUGGACAAGAGCUACUACUUGUUCCUGGCAAAUGGCAGGGCUGAAUAUGGCAAGGUGCAUAGACAUGAUUGCCAGCCCUUGAUUUCGACCUAUAAGAAAGUGAUUACCGGUUCUCCGGAGAACAUGAAUGGCUCAAGGUCUCCUUUGAUGAUGAAAUUUCAUGGGGCUUUGAUGCUUGUUGCAUGGAUGACCGCAGCCACCACAGGUAUCAUUAUUGCACGCUACUUCAAACCCAGCUGGCCAGAUCGGACCAUAUUUGGGCAGAAGGUUUGGUUUCAGGUGCACCGUGUUAUGAUGAUCCUGGUUGUCCUGCUCACUGGUACUGGCUUCAUUCUACCUUUUAUCUACAGAGGAGGGUGGAGCUCGCGCGCUGGUGCUCACCCUUACCUGGGUUGCACGGUCAUGACUCUUGCUGUGUUGCAACCUUUUAUGGCAAUCUUUAGACCUCCUCCUGACUCUGCACGAAGGUACAUAUUUAACUGGAUGCACAUGGGUGCAGGUACUAGUGCAGUGAUAAUCGCUGUGGCAGCUAUGUUCCUGGGGGUUGGUCAGCAGGCCUUGUUGCUGCCCACAGUGGUGUCCAAUGUUGCCCUUGUGGGGUUUGCAGUCUGGUUUGCUGUGGCAUUUCUGGUGUUGGAGCUGCAAAAACAAGGCCUGCUUAAAAGAGAAACACAAUCCACUGGGGAUGAUGAUCCAAUUCUCUUUGAGACCUCACAGGCAGAUUAUAAGGAUUCCAUGGUUAAAAAUGUGGUGUUGGCAGUCUUCAUCAUUGGGAAUGUGGGAUUCGUGAUUGCACUCUUGUGCUCCAUAAAUAGUGUGUGACAGGUUACUUGUUGUAACACCCCCGACCUCAUGAUUCUGGUGUAGGUUGGGAGCCUUGAUCCUCUAUGCUUUAUUGACAGAAGGUGAAGAAACUGGAGCAAUGUGGCAGGUUUUGUUCCCAACGCUGAAUAAUACAGAACAUUCUGAGUGCACGAUUGAAUAAUCUGAAGAAACAAUUUAUUUAGACUAGUGUGAGAAAAAAGAAUAGACAAGUUUGAUUUUUAUUGACAGGAUUUUUCAGUGAUUUCAGUUCCAAAGAAGCAGUUGCUAGUGGAUUGGGCGAUGACUUUUAAGCUGUAGGAUUUCUUUGAAGUGGCAACAAUUUCAACUUGCAAAGGAACAGCUCAACUUUUUGUAACGACAGAUGCUACAAAAUAUACUGUGCCUAAUUGACUAAUAUAACAUAUUUUACUUAUGUAAUUUACAUAUGAACAUUCAUUUUAAACACAAGAUGCACUGAGCAUAUGGCUUUGCAAUGCAUUUAUUUUUGGCACUUAACUAUAAAUCAUUUUUUGAUUGAGUCAAGCAUAUUGCUAAAAAUAGAUAGUUAACUCAAAUUGAGUUUGUUGAACAAAUUAUGCAUGUGAUCAUGAGAGUGAGCUGCAGAGUGAGAGACAGGGGACUGGGAGCGGGUUGGAGAGGGAAUGGGAUAUAUUCUAUAGCUGCCAUUUGAAAGUGAAUGCUUUUCAUAAUUUUAACGAUUUUUAGGGCACUUAUUCCGAAUGACAUAUUUGCUUAUGAGACUGCUAUUACAUACAAUGUUUUUUGUAUUGUGUAUAUACAUUUUAUAACAAAAUUAAAUGCCUAUGUCUGUGCAGACAUAGAGGUAAAUGACCAUUUUUAAAGAGAUAUAUUGUCUCCUAGAGCAGACUCAAACUUCUUUUCCAGUGAGGGCCAGUGUUUCGAAUUUUACAAUCAAUGGCCAUUGUUUAGAAAAAAAGAAACUUGCCACUGUCAAUUUUGAAACAUGAGUUAUAAGUUUUGGGUUUCCAAGGCUAGCUGCAUCAAAACACGCUUCUCUGAUCUUUGGGGUGGAACAGCUUUUUCCACUUAGGAGGAGACAAUGCAACAAGGACCGGCACAAAACUAAAAUUUAUCUUUAUGUUUAUAAUUGCGAAUAAACACUCAAAAAUUGUGUUUUUA